Messenger RNA from Drosophila grimshawi, 604 nucleotides. RefSeq lists its product as uncharacterized. Lineage: Eukaryota; Metazoa; Arthropoda; Insecta; Diptera; Drosophilidae. Bases 168 to 578 code for a protein of 136 amino acids. The record is from RefSeq and is a predicted model, not a curated record. The transcript has a single exon.
AAUGCCUGAGUGGACUUUCAGUUUGAUAAACAUCCUGACGCUGUAAAGAAGCGUACUUAAGCGGCUGCUGCCCUUUUGCAUAAUUAUUGUGUGGCCGCGUGUUGCCGAGUGUCGCGAAUAGGAGUAGUGCCUUAGUGAUUGAGUGAUUGCCGCCAAUCGCCAUCGCCAUGGGCAAUCAGCUGAGUGUGAAUGGCAUUCAGGAUGCGGUUAUUGAUCGCUUCAAGUCCGUUGCACUCACCACCGAUGAGAAUGGCGCGUUGCGCAUUCGUUCCUUCUCCGAGGUGGGCGUCAGCUACAAUACCACGCCACAUCAACAGCAACAGCAGCACCACCACCCGUUGUACCAGGGCUCCAGUGGCUCCUUUAGCGGCCGAGGUGGUCGCAUUUUGCGCGAGAGCAGCAUCGAUGGCGGCGUUGCCGUUUUCGAUGCAAUGCUGCGCGAUGACCACGAGCAUCGCUUGAGCCUGGACGCCAUGCAUCGAGUGCGUCAUGUGCGCACCUCCUGCACCACCAUUCCCGAGGAGGAUAUCGUAAGUUUGACGAAGCCAUCAUUUCGAUCAGACCUCUGUCAGCAGUGAGUUCCCCAAAUCCACUCACUCCAUUC